GCCGAUAAAAAACUAAAGCUUCGUCUAAUUCCUCAGCUGACAUUCACUCCCUUUCAUCUCCUCUCCCUUAGUCUACAAUCUAUCUUUCCUCUACUUUCUACACUCAAGGAAGAUCGUACUACAAACCAGCACAUCGAACCAUGGCAACCCGCAUCCAGUUCGAAAACAGCAGUGACAUCGGAGUGUUCUCCAAAUUAACAAACAGCUACUGCCUAGCUGCAAUCCAAGGCAGCACCAACUUUUAUUCAGCUUUCGAAGCUGAACUAGGAGAUGUUAUUCCGAUCGUGCAUACCAGUAUCGGUGGGACAAGGAUCAUCGGUAGAUUAACUGCUGGCAACCGCCAUGGGCUCCUAGUCCCAUCAACAACCACCGAUCAGGAACUCCAACACCUUCGAAACGCUUUACCGGACGCAAUCGCAAUACAACGUGUAGAAGAGCGAUUAUCAGCUCUUGGAAACGUGAUUGCAUGUAAUGACUACGUUGCUCUCGUCCACCCAGACGUCGAUCGAGAAACCGAAGAAAUUAUAGCGGAUGUGUUAAAAGUCGAAGUGUUUCGACAGACCGUAGCGGAUAACGUGUUGGUGGGCAGCUAUUGCGCGAUUACGAAUCAGGGUGGGCUCGUACAUCCAAAGACGAGUAUACAGGAUCAGGAUGAGUUGAGUAGUUUGUUACAGGUGCCGCUUGUUGCUGGCACCGUUAACCGUGGUUCAGAUGUGAUUGGAGCUGGUUUAGUUGUCAACGAUUGGUGUGCGUUUACCGGUCUAGAAACGACUGCCACGGAGAUCAGUGUGAUAGAGGCUACUUUCAAAUUACAAGGACAAGAUUCGUCGGCAGUCAUCGGAGAGAUGCGCGAUUCUCUUAUCGACAACUGGGCGUAGAUUACAUAGCACACCUCCAACCACCAAAACCCGUCUAUCAACGAUGAACAUCAGGGAAAGAGAUAUAAAAAGGAAGAAAUGCUACAUCGUUAUUUCGGUGUUCCCGUCUCCAAAGUUUAUACCAUCUGUCAGAAAUGGGAUUCCGGAACCGAAAUGAUAACAGACUGUUCCCGAGGGAGAGAAAGCUGCUGUACUUAACGGCAAACCGAGGACCAACUCCCGUUCUUGUCGGCGGAAGCUCAUACGGCGGCAAAAAAACAACACUCAUGGCCUUCCCGUAGCCAUUCAUGCCUAUGCGUUUCUGCUAUUCCGAGUCCUGUGUUCUGCAACACUGCCA
Messenger RNA from Marasmius oreades (fairy-ring Marasmius), 1215 nucleotides. RefSeq names its product Eukaryotic translation initiation factor 6 (gene TIF6). The transcript has 5 exons. The record is from RefSeq and is a predicted model, not a curated record. Lineage: Eukaryota; Fungi; Basidiomycota; Agaricomycetes; Agaricales; Marasmiaceae. Gene Ontology annotation, biological process: assembly of large subunit precursor of preribosome; maturation of 5.8S rRNA; maturation of LSU-rRNA. The coding region runs from base 141 to 878 and encodes 245 amino acids. Gene Ontology annotation, cellular component: cytosol; preribosome, large subunit precursor; nucleolus. Gene Ontology annotation, molecular function: ribosomal large subunit binding.